AGACGGAGACAGCGGAAGCCUAGAGAGGCCGAUACGACACUGGAAGGGACCUGAGGCUUCCGCCCAGCGGAGAAGCAAGAUGGCUACGACUAGGGGCAGCUCUGGGCCUGACCCAGGAAGUCGGGGUCUUCUCCUUCUGUGUUUUUCCGUGGUGCUGGCAGGAUUGUGUGCGGGAAACUCGGUGGAGAGGAAGAUCUACAUCCCCUUAAACAGAACAGCUCCCUGUGUCCGCCUGCUCAAUGCCACCCAUCAGAUUGGCUGCCAGUCUUCAAUUAGUGGGGAUACAGGGGUUAUCCACGUAGUGGAGAAAGAAGAAGAUCUGCAGUGGGUGUUGACCGACGGCCCCAACCCCCCUUACAUGGUUCUACUGGAGGGCAAGCUCUUCACUAGGGAUAUAAUGGAAAAGCUGAAGGGGAGAGCCAGCAGAAUUGCCGGUCUUGCCGUGACUCCAGCCAAGCCCGAUUCGACCUCAAGCUUCUCUCCUAGUGUGCAGUGCCCAAAUGAUGGGUUUGGUAUUUACUCCAAUUCCUAUGGGUCAGAGUUUGCCCAUUGCAAAAAAACGCUGUGGAAUGAACUGGGCAACGGCUUGGCUUAUGAAGACUUUAGUUUCCCCAUCUUUCUUCUUGAAGAUGAGAACGAAACCAAGGUCAUCAAGCAGUGUUAUCAAGAUCACAACCUGGGUCACAAUGGCUCUGCGCCAAGCUUCCCACUGUGUGCCAUGCAGCUCUUCUCACACAUGCACGCCGUCAUCAGCACUGCCACCUGCAUGCGGCGCAGCUUCAUCCAGAGCACCUUCAGCAUCAACCCAGAAAUCGUCUGUGACCCCUUAUCCGACUUCAACGUAUGGAGCAUGCUUAAGCCCAUAAAUACAUCCGGGGCAUUAGAUCCUGAAGACAGGGUUGUGGUUGUGGCCACCCGGAUGGAUAGCCGGUCCUUUUUCUGGAAUGUGGCUCCAGGGGCAGAGAGUGCUGUAGCCUCCUUUGUCACUCAGCUGGCUGCAGCCGAAGCUUUGCACAAGGCACCUAAUGUGACCGAACUACCCCGAAAUGUGAUGUUUGUCUUCUUCCAGGGGGAAACCUUUGACUACAUUGGCAGCUCAAGAAUGGUCUAUGACAUGGAGAACGGCAAGUUCCCUGUGCGCCUGGAGAACAUCGACUCGUUCGUGGAACUGGGGCAGGUGGCCUUAAGAACAUCACUGGAGCUCUGGAUGCACACAGAUCCCAUGUCUCAGAAAAACGAAUCUGUGAAGAACCAGGUGGAGGACCUUCUGGCCACUCUGGAGAAGAGUGGUGCUACGGUCCCGGAAGUUCUCUUGAGGAGACAGAAUCAGUCCCAGGCCCUUCCACCAUCAUCUCUACAACGAUUUCUUCGGGCUCGAAACGUCUCUGGUGUAGUUCUGGCUGACCACUCCGGUUCCUUCCAUAACCGGUAUUACCAGAGCAUUUAUGACACUGCUGAGAACAUUAACGUCACCUAUCCUGAGUGGCAGAGCCCAGAAGAGGAUCUGAACUUUGUGACAGACACUGCCAAGGCACUGGCGAAUGUGGCCACGGUGCUGGCACGGGCGCUGUAUGAGCUUGCGGGAGGAGUCAAGUUCCAAGACUCCAUUCAGGCUGAUCCUCAGACAGUUACGCGUCUGCUCUAUGGGUUCCUGGUUAGAGCCAACAACUCGUGGUUUCAGUCUAUCCUCAGACAUGACCUAAGGUCCUAUCUGGAUGAUGGGCCCCUUCAACACUACAUUGCUGUCUCCAGCCCUACCAACACAACUUACGUUGUGCAGCAUGUCUUGGCAAACCUGACCGGCAAGGUGACCAACCUCACCCGAGAGCAAUGCCAGGAUCCCAGUGAAGUCCCGAGUGAAAGCAAGGAUCUCUUUGAGUACUCAUGGGUACAAGGUCCUUUGAAUUCCAACAAGACAGAGCGGCUCCCACGGUGUGUACGCUCCACAGUACGACUGGCCAGGGCCUUGUCCCCUGCCUUUGAACUGAGUCAGUGGAGCUCCACGGAAUAUUCCACGUGGGCUGAGAGCCGCUGGAAAGACAUCCAAGCUCGGAUAUUCCUAAUCGCCAGCAAAGAGCUUGAGUUUAUAACCCUGAUUGUGGGCUUCGGCAUCCUCGUCUUCUCUCUUAUCGUCACUUACUGCAUCAACGCCAAAGCCGACAUCCUCUUCGUCACUCCCCGAGAGCCAGGAGUUGUGUCUUACUGAAGAGGACAGCAGCUUCCCCUGCCAGCUUCAGAUGUUACUUCCCAGGCCGGUUGUCUCGCUGGGAACAAACCACUGAUUUGUCACUGGACUGUCUCUGGGCCUGUCUUAGACCGGGAUGACCUAUGGACUGGAACUGAGUGGAGACAGGGGUAGACAUGAAUGAGUCACCUCCCCUUCUCAGCUCCCCCUUUCCCGUUUGUUUCUCCUUCUCUGAUACCAGGCAUUAUGAUAGAAGCUCCCUGCUCCUGCUUAACACCCCCACUGCUCGUCCUCAUCUGUCCUUUCUUGGGUCUUUCCAUCCUGCCCUGUCCCUCUGUCUGAUCCCACUGUCACCCUAUCCCCACCCCUGCACCCAACCACCUGCUGGACCAGGAAGAAGGAUGGGAAGGAUUGACCGUUGGGAUCAAACUACCCCAGACCCUUAGGGAAAGAAUGGGGCUCUGGCUGAGCCAGCAGUCUCUUUCCCACUGUCCUUUCUCCAGGUCUCCAGAUGGCAUGUUAGGGUGGGCAUGCUGUUAGGUGGGUAUCCCACCUCCAGCCCACAGUGCUCAGUCGUACUUUUUAUUAUUAAACUAUAAUAUCUAUUUUUGUUGGGUUUUUU
Messenger RNA from Acomys russatus (golden spiny mouse), 2807 nucleotides. It is a transcript of the gene Ncstn, whose product is annotated as nicastrin. The transcript is spliced from 17 exons. Lineage: Eukaryota; Metazoa; Chordata; Mammalia; Rodentia; Muridae. The coding region runs from base 80 to 2206 and encodes 708 amino acids. Gene Ontology annotation, biological process: Notch receptor processing; protein processing. Gene Ontology annotation, cellular component: membrane. The record is from RefSeq and is a predicted model, not a curated record.